UUCUGUCUAUAUUAUGUACGGUCUAUUCCCUUUCCAAACAGAUAUGAAGGUCAAGCAGGUUGCUGACGCCUGAUUCCAGACAUUGUCUACAACAGGAUGUACACAUGCAUGUCCUUCUCCAAAGAAUGGCAUGAUCUCGCCCAUCGCCGACUAGCUCUGAGAGUUACCGCACCCAGAGGAUCUCAACGUUCAACAUACUUUCUCUCCCUCCCAUACCGGUACUUGAUUCCAAUCUCGCUGGUGUCAAUCGCCACGCACUGGAUUCUAUCUGAGAGCUUGUUCCUGGUCGCCAUCGACGUCUACGAUGAGCACGGGGAACUCGACAUCUCUCAAUCAAUCCUCACUUGUGGAUUCUCGUGCAUAGCGCUCAUAUUUCUGAUCGGAGUCGGGUGGCUUGUCUUGAUCGCGGGAGUGGGUAUGGGCCUUCGAAGAUACAAUGGAGGAAUGCCUCUAGCUGGGAGUUGCAGUGCGGCUCUCAGUGCUGCUUGUCAUCCAGUAGCUGAUGAACAAGAUGUUGCUUUGGUGCCAGUAAAAUGGGGUGUUGUGAGUAUCUCGCAAGGUGUUGGUCACUGUGCGUUGAGUGGACGGUAUGUUUCGCCUCCUGUUGCCCUCCGCUGGUAUCAGGGACAGGGGCACGAUUGAGAAUCUUGCUACUUUAUUGGUACGCAAUGAUCACUCCUAAAAUAUCGUCUAGUCACUUAUCAAUAUCACUUUACGAUGAAGCAUUCCUUUUAAAUGGAAUGAAUCAAUGCGACUUUCUGCGAUCAUGGUGCUCGUGAUGCUACGGAACUUGUUCGACCGAAGGCCUUCACACCUCGGUGACGCCUGCACAGCCCUGUGGCUGACCUGAGACCAGCUGUGCAUGCAACACCAUCACACCGAGAACCAAAGUGCAAAGCAUUUAUAUUCUCGCCAGUCUCUCAAAAUCAAAUAUCUUUCUUAACUCAAUUCGUAUCAGAACAUUUUUUUAAGAUAAUUCGUCUGAGAUCGCUCAAUUCAGCAGCCAAAAUGGACGAGCCAGCAUCAGAGGAGCAAGCGACAGAACUGACCCCUGAGAUACUUCGCAUAUCUACCAACUUGGCAUCGCAAAUGGCCAUGAUAUCGCUGUCAACAAUAACCUGCGAGUUGCACGAACAUUGCGACGGCAGCUGCAGCGGCAACGGGCCCGUCAUUCUCGAACCCAUAGAAGUCGGCCACAAUUCAUAUCGUGCCCAAGUCAGAGACCGGCCAACUUUCAACUUCCCUCUCGACCAAGAACACCCCACAGAGAUCCCCGAAGAGUUUUAUCAAUAUACACCAAUCGACUCUGCGGCUGGUGAGAUUCGUGUUUUGCGCCUUCGAGAAGCGAUGUUCAGAUCAGAUGUUGUAGUCUUAGAACUCGUCACUAUCAAUAUUCGUGAUGUUAAUCGACCCGAUUUUGCGGCACUGUCGUACCAUUGGGGAGAGCCGCUCUUCGAUAAAGCUAUUGUGUGUAAUGAGAAGCGACUGGAUGUCAAUGCGUCCUUGCUUGCCUGUCUCAAGCGCCACAGAGCAGACUGGCUUGAGAAACCGGAAUAUCUCUGGGUUGACGCCAUCUGUAUCAAUCAAAAAGACUCGGAUGAAUUGAACCAGCAGCUCCCACUCAUGGGUGACAUCUACAGGAGCGCGAUAAUGGUAUUCGUAGAUUUCGGAAACGUGCAAAUGGAGUGGUACGUUGCCUACGAUUUGAUGCUCCGAGUCCAGAUCGUCCGAAAAAUGCUCGAAGACCGAGUAGAAGAACUAGUCAGCGAAGGGCUUCAAGAACGUGUGGGACUCCCGUCAUUUGACCAUGUUUCAUGGCAUAAUUUCACGGCUAUCUUCAUGUCGUCUUGGCUAGAGAGGACAUGGACGAUUCAAGAGGUUGUGCUGGCAAAGCAGAUUCGAUGCCGAUAUGGGCGGUUCAACUUCGGAUGGGAUGAUCUGAUCUCAAUGGCACAUCUGAUGUCCCUCCAGGGAGUGCAGGCCAGGCAGCUUGCUGCUGGGACUCUUCCAAUGCAGCAAAUGAUUGGGAUGCUGAAUCUCGAUCGGAUCUUGAGGAUCAGGCUUGAGUUCCAAGCUGGGCGACUGACUCCGAUGCAGUUGCUUUGGCGUACGCGGGAUUGUAAAGUGUCAAAUCCGCGAGACAAAGUUGUUGGAUUACUCGGAAUGUUGGUUCCGAACCUGACAAGAGAUAAAUUCCAACCCGACUACACCUGGCAGACGGAGAAGUUGUUCUACCAUUUUGCUAAAUAUGUGCUGAAGAAUUUCCAUUUCAAGGACCGCGCAGCACUUCUUUCCUUUGCGGGUUUAUCUCGUCGACGAAAAUCUCAGCAAGAUAAAGCAGAAGCUGAGAGCCAGCCGCUUCUUCCUUCUUGGGUUCCAGAUUGGCUUGCACUUGACAGCGCUGGCCCUGCAGUGUUUUCCAUAAUCAGGGAGAAAAGUUUCAAUGCCUCGAAGGGCACUUUGCCAGUCAUGUAUCCACUUGGAGAGUAUGGCACAGAAGAGUGUUUCAUUACUCAGAUAGGAUAUAGUCUGGGAAAAAUUGUCAGCUUGACGAGAACCAAGGACGAGUUGACGAUGGAUGAUGCCGCUACAGCAACCUCAACGAACGAAAUAUCGGGACCAGCCAAAGCAACAAUCUCACAAGACACCAAUGUGAACAUAAUGCAGAAAUUGGAUCUGGAAUGGUUGAGUUGGCACAACGAUGCUGUGAAGGUGCUUGAUGCUGCAAUUUCUGAGAACGAAUUAAGCAAAUAUGAAGAUCCAAGGGCCGCUUUUGCGUUCUCGCUUAUUGCUGGCGACGAUUACAAAGGUGCCAACGCAACAGUCACAACCUUACCAAUCGAAGACCCCAAAUCAUCACUUACUGCAGUCGUGGCCGAUAUAGCUUCCCCUGAACCAACACUUCAGCUUGAGAUCAUGAAUCCGGACAGCUUGUACAAACGGCAGGCUGCGGUAGCCUGUCGUGACCGCCAUUUCGCGGUGACGGCAGCUGGUUACAUGGGUCUGGUGCCGGCCUGUAGUCAAAUUGGAGAUGAGGUUUUCCUUCUAGGUGGCGUUUCGACUCCGUUUGUGUUGAGACAGAAGGACGAGAAGAAGUUCGUGUUGGUGGGAGAUUCUUAUAUCCAUGGCGUUAUGGAGGGCGAGAUUGCGGAAGGUCUUCAAACGUCUGAUUGGACACCUGUUUUCAUCUAUUAGAAUUUCCCAAUCCAUUUGCUAGAGGAACAUCAAUAACAAUGGA
Cadophora gregata is the source of this 3238-nucleotide messenger RNA. RefSeq lists its product as uncharacterized. Lineage: Eukaryota; Fungi; Ascomycota; Leotiomycetes; Helotiales; Ploettnerulaceae. The coding region runs from base 1009 to 3195 and encodes 728 amino acids. The record is from RefSeq and is a predicted model, not a curated record. The transcript has a single exon.